This is a messenger RNA of Epinephelus lanceolatus (giant grouper), 5061 nucleotides long. It is a transcript of the gene slc8a4a, whose product is annotated as solute carrier family 8 member 4a. NCBI's taxonomy places the organism in Eukaryota, Metazoa, Chordata, Actinopteri, Perciformes, Serranidae. Gene Ontology annotation, cellular component: sarcolemma; axon; postsynapse. Gene Ontology annotation, biological process: calcium ion import across plasma membrane; sodium ion transmembrane transport; cell communication. The record is from RefSeq and is a predicted model, not a curated record. Gene Ontology annotation, molecular function: calcium:sodium antiporter activity.
UCCUCUUUCUUGUCUGCCACCAUCCCUCUGCUUGAUAUCCAUCUUGUCCUGAUCCGUGCUCUGUGUGGUUUUGCGUCCUCUCAAUCCUUCACCAUUCAUUCACGCCUACUCUCAUGUGCAGUCCUGUUUGGUUCUUUGCGUUAUUCAGCUCAGACAGAAAAGCAAGGGGAUUUUUUUACCCACUCAGUUUAUUUCUCGGAGGAAAAAACACCCUGAAAGCCUUUUAGAAACAGUCAGUUUGGAAGAAUUUCUGACUGAUACAAGCGGGACGAAUGAGACAGAGUCAGUAAUUUAAUUUAUUAUUUUACGCAUCAACAAUCGCACGUAGCCUGGAGAGGAUAAAGAGGAAAACGCAUUGUGGGUUUUUUUUUCCUGAAAAUUUACUUAGCUUUGCGGAAGGUGUCGCCGCGGUGGAGCGAGGGGGAUUUAAUAAGAGGAACUAAUCCGAUGUCAGUGUUAAGUUUGCUGAGGUAGGGUACCUGUCGGAGAAAAAAAACACAUAACGAAGAAGCACCGUGGAAAGCUACGCGUCAUUUCCAAGACACCAGCGCAACAAGCCAACACCAUUACACCAGCCUGCUGUGUGAAUGGCACACUGGGUAUCUUCCUCUGUUGAACUGGUGCAGGGUAGCCACGCUGUGACCAGGGUCCAGCUGAGAUCCAGGGCUUUCUAGCGAUAUGAAAGAUAAGUUCAUCUCCUGAGGCCACAACUUCCACACUGAGCUGACUCACUGGCAACUGCACCCAGAGGUUUGGGUACAGCUUCACAUGUGAUUGAACUCAUCAGAAGACUCACCACGCUGCCAUGUUCCUGCACAAGCGUAUCCUCAGUUUCACUCCACCUUGCACACCAUAUAUGUUCUUCUCCUUUCUGGUGGUCCUACUCCCAGGAGUCACUCAUUUCUCCCAAGGCAGCGCCAGCCACGACGAUACUGGUGGCACACCAGGCAACUGCUCCAGUGAAGACAACUGCUCCGAUGGCGUGGUGCUGCCCAUGUGGAACCCCCAAAACCCUGCGGUGGGCGACAAGGUGGCACGUGCAAUUGUUUACUUUGCAGCCCUCAUAUACAUGUUCCUGGGCAUGUCCAUUAUCGCAGACCGCUUCAUGUCUUCUAUUGAGGUCAUCACCUCUCAGGAGAAGGAGAUCACCAUCAAGAAGCCCAACGGCGAGACGACGACGACUACCGUGCGCAUCUGGAAUGAGACGGUGUCCAACCUGACUCUGAUGGCGCUGGGCUCAUCUGCACCGGAGAUCCUGCUGUCUGUCAUUGAAGUGGUUGGCCAUAAUUUCGAGGCUGGAGCUCUUGGUCCCAGCACCAUCGUGGGCAGCGCUGCAUUCAACAUGUUCAUCAUCAUCGCUAUCUGUGUCUAUGUGGUGCCAGAAAACGAAACCCGCAAGAUAAAGCACCUGCGGGUGUUUUUUGUCACCGCUGCCUGGAGCAUUUUCGCCUACAUCUGGCUCUAUCUCAUCCUGUCUGUGGUCUCCCCUGGGACGGUGGAGGUCUGGGAGGCUGUCCUCACCUUCCUCUUCUUCCCUCUCUGUGUGCUGCAAGCCUGGAUUGCAGACCGGCGCCUGCUCUUCUACAAGUACGUCCAUAAGCGUUAUCGUGCUGACAAGACCCGUGGCAUCAUCAUCGAGUCAGAGGGAGAUGCCAUGUUCACUAAAAUGGACCUGGAGAUGGACGGCCAGGGCGUUAACUCCCACACUCACCCCAAAGAGGCUCUGGAUGGGAUGCUGGAGGGGAUGGAGGAAGGUGGAGGGAUGAGUGCGGAGCAAGAUCAAGAGGAAGAGGCCCGACGAGAGAUGGCUCGCACACUAAAAGACUUGAAACAGAGGCACCCAGAGAAGGACAUGGAGCAGCUGAUUGAGAUGGCCAACUACCAAGUGCUGGUCCAACAACAGAAGAGUCGGGCCUUCUAUCGUAUCCAAGCCACACGCAUGAUGAUCGGAGCUGGGAACAUCUUGAAGAAGCAUGCAGCUGACCAGGCCAGGAAGGUGGUGAGCUGUCAUGAGGCCAGUGGGCAAGAGGAAGAUCCCAACACCAUCUACCUGCAGUUUGACCCCUCUCACUACCAGUGCUUUGAGAACUGUGGGUCACUGAAGCUGUCAGUGACCCGGCAUGGAGGCGAGAGUGGCUGCACAGUGAAGGUGGAUUACCGCACAGAGGAUGCGACUGCCAACGCCGGCUCAGACUACGAGUUUGCUGAGGGCACCUUAGUCUUCAAGCCUGGUGAGACAACAAAAGAGUUCACCGUUGGUGUUAUUGAUGAUGAUAUUUUCGAAGAGGACGAGCACUUCUAUGUGCGCCUGAGUAAUCCACGUAUCGUGCACCGAGCUGAGGUCGCCGUCCUGGAGCCAAGCUCCAUCACCUCCAGCAACAGCACAGUUGGCCUCUCCCAUGUCCCUCCGAAGGCGGCUCUGGGCAGUGCUCACAUUGCCACAGUUACCAUCUACGAUGAUGACCACGCCGGCAUUUUCACAUUCGAGAGCAACUCCACAAGGGUCAGCGAAAGCAUCGGAAACAUGCAGGUCAAGGUUCACCGGACGUCUGGGGCAAGGGGGAAGGUGGCGGUGCCCUACCACACCGUUGAGGGCACUGCCAAGGCAGGGGAGGACUACGAGGAGGUGUCCGGCAAGCUGGAGUUCCAGAACGAUGAGACCAUGAAGCUGCUGAACGUGAAGGUCAUCGAUGACGAGGAGUACGAGAAGAACAAGACUUUCACAAUUGUUUUGGAGGAGCCCAUUCUGCUGGAGGUCGGGCAGAGACACGGAGACACCAAUGAUAACAAGACAGCAGUGGGACCGGAGGACGUGUCAAAGAUGGGCUGCCCCUGUCUGGGCGAGCACACAAAGCUGGAGGUGGUAAUUGAGGAGUCCUAUGAAUUCAAGAGCACGGUGGACAAGCUGAUCAAGAAGACGAACCUGGCUCUGGUGGUGGGGAGCAGCAGCUGGAGAGAGCAGUUUGUUAGUGCCGUCACUGUCAGUGCAGGUGACGAUGAUGAGGAAGAGAGUGGGGAGGAACGCUUGCCAUCCUGCUUUGAUUACAUUAUGCACUUCCUGACAGUUUUCUGGAAAGUCCUCUUCGCUUUUGUCCCACCCACUGAGUACUGGAAUGGCUGGGCCUGCUUCUUCGUGUCCAUUUCCCUCAUCGGCGUUCUGACAGCUGUGACUGGGGACUUGGCCUCUCAUUUAGGCUGCACCAUUGGUCUUAAAGACUCGGUCACCGCUGUGGUGUUCGUGGCCCUCGGCACCUCUGUUCCAGAUACAUUUGCGAGUAAAGUGGCUGCCAUCCAGGACCAAUAUGCUGAUGCCUCCAUCGGCAACGUGACGGGCAGCAACGCAGUCAAUGUGUUCCUGGGCAUCGGGGUGGCGUGGACCAUCGCCUCCGUUUACUGGCAUACCAAAGGCAAGGUGUUCAAGGUGAACCCAGGCUCCCUGGCCUUUUCCGUCACCAUCUUCACUGUCAUGGCGCUGGUGUGUGUGUUGGUGCUGCUCUACCGCCGGCGUCCCAGCGUGUCAGGCGGAGAGCUCGGGGGCCCACGGACACCCAAGCUCCUCACGUUCUUCAUGUUCCUCUCCCUCUGGUUCGUCUACAUCCUGUUGUCCUCCUUAGAGGCUUACUGCCAUGUGCCUGGUUUCUGAGACAGAGGGAAACACACAGACACGGCUCUUCUCCUUGUUUUUACAGUCUAAAAUGUGUUUUCUCUGUUUUUGUCUAUUUUCACAAAGGUUUAUAACUAUUUGUAUCAUUAGUUAUUAUUGAUAUCGCACAAUAUUUGAUUGACUUUGAAUCUUUGGACUUUGGAACUUUGCUACCACCCACUAUGCUGUGAAGUAUAGCUUAAGCCACUGAAAUUUAACCUCUCCUCAACUUUUCUUCCUUUUUUUUUUUUUUUUUUUUUUUAAAUACUAUGUUCCACUGGACAUUUAUCUUAUCAUUAAUAUCAGCAUAAAUCGCAUCAAACGUUCUGUCACUUGAAAUGUGAAGCUUCUGGCAACAUAUCUUCUCUCUGUGUGGAUAAUUAUUUGAGUUUUUAAGUGUUAAGAAAGCACAAGAUCAAAGCAGUGUUUUGGAGGGUGAUAUAAAAUGGAAAAAUUAAACAUUGUGCAUGGGACGACAUUAUACUUGACAUUUACAUGAAAGGAAAGACAUUACUGAGGCUGAGGUGACAUAUUUGUGUGUUGAUAUUUAUUACUCAAUCUAUACAUUAAUUAUUCAUUGUAUAUCAUGUAAAAGAUGAACAUUGUGUGUGGGAGUUUUGUGAAAGAGUAGGUGUGUUUAUUUUUAUGCACGUUAUCAGAAUAAGAGUUUCUUGGUAAUCUAUUUUAAAGUACUGUAUGUAAUAUUUUGACAUGGCUGUUGACGUGUUGACGUGUUCUGUACAUGUGAAUCACAGCUGUAACAUAAUAUUUUCACUGCCUGAUCCCCCUUUCCCACAACGCUUCCUCAGUCAGUAUCAUGUUUGACUUAGCCAGGGUUGAAAUGCCUUUUUUUUUUGUUUUGAUAACAUAAGCCAAUCUUGGAGCACAUUUAGGAUUUUUGCGUGUGUGGUGUAUGUGUGUGUGUGCGUACUUCUCCUUUCCAGCACAAUUUGGUGAAAGGUGUGGCACUACUUCGUUACUGACUCCACAAAGAGUAGGUGACAAAGAACAAACAAAAAAUGUGGUCCGACUACGGACACAAGACGGACACCAGUUUUCUUAUAUGUCACACUGACACUGUGAGCAUUUUUCAACAUCACUUUUAGAAAAAAAGCACAGCAAAGAGAGCAAAGGGUCACUUUCCACAUGAGUGUACAAAGAGUUAUUAGGUCCUAAGCAUAGCACAAUCACUGAACAGGUCACCUGUGAUGAAAAAUGUGCUAAAAGAGAAGACAUGUACAGUACUUCCUGAGAGUGUCUCCUUGUGUCACACAGCAGUUGAUAUUGAAGUUUGUUUUUUUAUUUAACCUAGAAUCUGUAGAGCCAUAUUUAUUGUAACAGUAUUACAGUAGAGGUAUUUAUAUGAUCAAUUUUAGUUUUAUUGAUAUGCACGUUUAAUGUACAAAAAGUGGAAAUAA